AUGGCUGCUCCAGCAUCUUCCUGCACCAACAUCGACCUGGUCACCAAUUUGGCGGCGUAUAACAGGUCGAUAAGGCGAAACCCGAGCAUUUGCCUCCUCGAGAUGUGCACCAACAUGGCCGAGCUUCGCCAGGUCCACGCCCGAAUGGUGAAAACCGGCCUCUCACGGGACACUCUGGCUGCCAGCCGGCUCAUCGUCUUUUCCGCAACAAGAGACUUCGGUAGUCUGGACUACGCUAGAUCCGUUUUUUCCGACGUUGAGGAACCCAAUUCCUUCAUGUGGAAUGCCAUGCUCGGAGGGUUUGUGAAGCAUGGUCUCCCUGAGGAGGCCCUCGAUUUCUUUCUUAGAAUGGUGGGCACUGGUGAAAUGGGAGACAACUACACGUACCCUUUCGUGCUGAAGAGUUGUAGCGAGCUCGACGUGGUGGAAGAAGGGAGGCAGGUGCACUGUAGAGUGGUUAAGAUGGGGCUCGAUAAGGACGUGUUUGUGCAGAACAGUCUGACGCAUUUGUAUGCAUCGGUUGGGAAUAUGGAUGCUGCAAGGCAAAUGUUCGAUCGGAUUUCUGAGAAAAUGGUGAGCUCUUGGAACACUCUGAUUGCUGGGUAUGGUAGAGCAGGGAAGAUUGAGGUUGCCUGUGAAUUGUUUGAUCAGAUGCUUCAGAAAGAUGUGGUUUCUUGGAAUGUCGUAAUCGAUUUGUAUGUAAAAGCAGGGGAAGCUGGAAUUGCGCGCAAGCUGUUCGACCAAAUGCCGCAGAAGAAUGUCAUCUCCUGGACUUCCAUGAUAUCGGGCUACGUGCAGUGCGGUGAUUACAAGCAGGCACUGCGAUUGUUUCAAGCAAUGCAGAAAGCCAAUGUGAAUCCUAACAAGGUUGCGUUGGUUAGUGUUCUACCUGCUGUUGCACAUUUAGGAGCCCUUGAUCAAGGGAGAUGGAUCCACGGAUAUAUUGGGAAGCACAAAAUAGAAUUUGAUUCUGUCUUAGCCUCAGCUCUUGCUGAUAUGUAUUCCCGGUGUGGAGAUAUAGAGAAAGCUCUUCAAAUAUAUGAGACCAUUCAAGAACCUACAACCAUAACAUGGAACGCCAGGAUCGCAGGUCUUGCUAUGCAUGGGCGUGGAAAGGAAGCAAUAAAAGCAUUCCUGGCCAUGCAAAGAUCGGGCUUGAAGCCCGACUCAAACACCUUUGUUGGUGUUUUAAGUGCCUGCAGCCAUUCAGGUCUGGUGGACGAAGGUCUUCUGUAUUUCAAAUUGAUGAAUGAAGAAUUUUGUGUGGCACCAAAUGUUAAACACUAUGGCUGCAUGAUUGAUCUACUAGGCCGCGCAGGACUUUUUGACACGGCAAUAGAAAUUAUAGAUAGUAUGCCCAUGAAAGUUGAUGUAGCCAUUUGGGGUUCCUUGCUUGGUUCUUGUAGGAAUCAUGGGAAUCUCGAACUGGGAAAAUAUGCAGCUACAAGAUUGAUUGAAUUGGAGCCUUGUAAUAGUGCAUCUUAUGUGGCCUUAUCAAACAUUUACACUGAUUUUGGCCUUCGGAAGGAUGCCAUUAAAGUGAGGAAGGAGAUGACUAAGAGGAAUUUGAGGAAAGAUCCUGGUUGUAGUUCGGUGGAAUUGCAUGGCAAGGUUCAUGAGUUUACUGCAAGGAGUAGCUCGACUCUUCAAAACAAAGAGAUCUCAUCAAUGUUGGAAGAAAUGAGUGGAAAACUGAAGAUGGUCGGCCACAAAAGUGACGGAUAUGGUCAAAAGGAGACAUCUUAUCAUAGUGAGAGACUAGCACUCGCUUUUAGCUUACUAAAUUCCGGUCCACAUACAACUGUGAGGAUAGUUAAGAAUCUCCGCAUAUGUAGUGACUGUCAUGCUGUGAUAAGCUUAAUUUCUAAAAUUUAUGAGAGAGAGAUUGUUGUGAGAGAUCAGAGCCGUUUUCACCAUUUUAAUAAUGGAUCUUGUACAUGCAAAGAUUUCUGGUAA
Messenger RNA from Nymphaea colorata (pocket water lily), 1956 nucleotides. RefSeq names its product pentatricopeptide repeat-containing protein At1g08070, chloroplastic-like. Lineage: Eukaryota; Viridiplantae; Streptophyta; Magnoliopsida; Nymphaeales; Nymphaeaceae. The record is from RefSeq and is a predicted model, not a curated record. Gene Ontology annotation, biological process: RNA modification. The transcript has a single exon. Bases 1 to 1956 code for a protein of 651 amino acids. Gene Ontology annotation, molecular function: zinc ion binding; RNA binding; protein binding.